Molecule: messenger RNA, 411 nt
Organism: Caenorhabditis bovis
Lineage: Eukaryota; Metazoa; Nematoda; Chromadorea; Rhabditida; Rhabditidae
Source: the annotation of a GenBank genome assembly
AUGAAAACUUUGAUUUUAAUUGUUGCCUUCUUGCCGUUUCUGGUGUCGAAAAAAGCGUCGCCACUUCAACAAUAUAUUUCGAAAUUUAAUCCCGAGACCAAAAUCGAAGGAGAUCAUAUAAUAAGAGUUUAUCCAAAAUUCACAAUUGAGGUCACAUUAUCGUUCGGGCUUGAGGAUGAGCAAAUCCGAUUCAUCGAAUCAGUGAUUGAAUCCAAUUAUUCAGGAGAGUUUCGGAAUACCGACGAGAUCAGCAACAUCGUGGAGAUCGUGCAAUCAUAUUUAGGCGGUCUUUGGGGCAUUCAUGUUCACGAGGAUCCUUAUCUUUUCUACACAACAUCAGUGAGAAGGAGUUCAAUGUUUGUCAUUUUCGAUGUGAAUGGUCAAGGAUUUGCAAUAUUCAAAGAAGCAUAA